This is a messenger RNA of Belonocnema kinseyi, 781 nucleotides long. Its product is annotated as transmembrane protein 50A. Lineage: Eukaryota; Metazoa; Arthropoda; Insecta; Hymenoptera; Cynipidae. Bases 89 to 562 code for a protein of 157 amino acids. The transcript is spliced from 4 exons. Gene Ontology annotation, biological process: late endosome to vacuole transport via multivesicular body sorting pathway; protein targeting to vacuole. The record is from RefSeq and is a predicted model, not a curated record.
AGCAGACGUGACGUUUGGAAUUGCCACUUGCUGUCAUUCCAAUUUAUAAAACAAACUUUUUCUUGAAAAGUAAAUUUAGUUACCAAAAAUGACCUCUUGCUUUGAAAACAUACAAAUUCCGUCAUGCACGUGGUUCGAAGGAGGAGAAAAGAGAAAUACAAUAAUUGCAAUGCUUGCAGGAACCCUGUUUUUUACAGGAUGGUGGCUCAUUAUUGAUGCUCAUGCUAAAUUCCCUGAAUCAAUGUCUGGUGCUUACCACAUUUGCGGAAUAUUUGGCACGAUAUCCCUUUUCAUGGUCAAUUCUGUAACAAAUGCACAAAUGCGUGGUGAUGCUUACAACGGAGGUUGUUUGGGAGCUAGAGGAGCCAGAGGAUGGCUCUUUAUUGGAUUCGUAAUGGGCUUUGCGGCAGUCAUUGCAGCAUGCUGGAUUUUAUUUGCAGACUUUGUCGCAGUCGAAGCACAACACCAUUGGCCAGGAGUAGGUCUUUUCCUACAGAACGUUUUCAUUUUCUUGGGCUCAUUGACUUACAAGUUUGGACGAUCCGAAGACAGUUGGAAUUAAUUUCAUUCUAUUAAAGUAAUAAAUAACUUUGUAUUUAUUCAAAUACGAAACUAAGUUACCUAAUGAAGGUUAUUCAUUAUAAGUUUAAAAUAAGUUCGUACUUUAUUACAAACGUAUGUUAUAAGAGUCAUGAGUAUUGAGAUAUAGUCAUCCGCUUGUAUAAAACUUAAAUUUAUGCUUUGUAUAUUCACAUAAAAUAAAGUCAGUUCAAAAGUGUUA